UCAAACAUGCAACCGGUUAAUCUGAAAUACAUAUUAAUCAAGAGUCUCUUGACUGGUUCCAUGAUCUACUUUUGAAAUGAGGAUGGAAUUACAGUAGAAUUUGCUGGUUUUACAUACAUUUUGUUCUUAAUUUUAAAAUUGCAAGUCACUCUAGCUGUUAUUGAUGUUGUAAUACUACGAAGACAAUGGCUUUCUUUGAUGAGAAUACAAGUGUAGUUCGCAUGAAGAGGGACUUUGAUCAGUUUGUACAGGACCAUGAUGAAAGUAGAGGGGUGGGGAUAUUCAGUUUAGACAACUUAAGCAACACUAGCUUCAGGAAUAGGUCCGGAGAUAGCGGAUCUGUAUCUGUGCAGGCUUUACUUGAGAAAGAGAAGAGUUAUAAGUUGAAAGAAGCAGACUACAUCGCUGCAAGAAGUGAGAUAACCCGACUAGAGGCAAAGAUAGCAUCACUUGAAACAUCCAAUAAGAGGGCGAAACUUGAUUAUGAACAGCAGAUAGAAGCAGUCCAAUGCGAAAAAUCACGCGAAAACCAGAGAAUGUUGGAUACUCAAUCUCAGUUGAAGUUUCUGAAGGACCGGGAGUCUCAGGCCAAUGAGGCAUUGGCAGAGUGCCAGAAAGAGGCAGAGAGACAGAGGAAGAAAUAUGAGGAACAGAUUCUCUCUCUACAGAAAGAGAGAAUACAACUUUCAGAUGAAAUACAACAGGAAAAGGAACAGAGUUGGGAAAAAAUUACACAGUUGAAAAGUGAGAUGAUGAGAAAUGACACGGAGCUGAAAAUAUGUACAUGUGAACUGGAGGAAACUAAAGCUCAGCUAAAACUUCAACUCAAGAGAUCAUCAGAAAUAAGCAACCAAAUGAAAGACUUAGAAGAACUAAGAUUAAAAUACACACAGGCGGAACAGAAAAUAAAGGAUUUAGAGUUACAAAUUGAACGUAUGGAGGAAGACCAUAUUGUCGGAAAAGCUAUGAAAUCACAAUUGACUACGUUUCAAGAAAUGGAAAAAGAAAACAGAAGAUUACUGGAUGAAAACCAGUACUUAAGAGACAUACAGGAGAACAACUUACUGCUAAAAGAACAGCACGACUCGAUGAAGAAAAAGUUAGACAGGCUGGAAGAUAAACUUGUUAAUUACAACAAACUGGUAGCUGAAAAUGAGGUUAUGAAAGCUCGAUUAGAUCAUUGGGAAAAUGCAGACAAAUCAGGACAUAGAUUGAGGUAUCUGUCACCAUCUGACUUGACAAAAAGAGUGACAGAACUACAGAAUGCAGAAGCUAUCAUGUUGUCAAAGCAGGGGGAGUUACAGACCAGCCUCCAUUUGAAAGAGAAUAGCCUGCAUAGUCUACUAGAGCAAGUGAACUCACUACAACAACAGGUGGUCAUAGAGAAAGGCAAACAUCAACAAGAGGCAGAGCUUAUAAAGAGGCUGAAAAGAAAACUCCUCCUUGUUACAAAGGAAAGAGAUGGGUAUAAACGUAUCAUAGAUUCAUACGAGAGUGAGGUUACAGUAUCCAUGGACUCAGCAGGUUCCUUAAGUAGGGUCCACCACCUUGAGGAGAGUGUACAGGGAUACAAGAAACAAACAGAGUUCCUGGAUGCAGAGUUAAACAGAGUGAACGAGGAACUUACAUCAGCUAAACAACAUGCUAGACAGGUUGAGUUGAGAUUGUCACAAUUACAGCAUGCCAGUCACAAUGGAGUAUCAUCUUCACCAGGAGAUCAACAAACCAUCCUUCAUCUUAGAGAAAGGGUUGCCAACUUGGAGAAGGCACUGGAGAAAUGUGAACAGGAAAAAUAUACACUGGAGUGUAGAAUAGAGCAAAGACAUUUACAGGGUGAUUAUGAUCCAACAAAGUUAAAGGUGCUGCAUUUCAAGAUGAAUCCUGUUGAUAUAGCAACAGAACAACGUAGAGAAGAGGUUUCUAAAUUGAAAGCAGAGAAUGAAAGAUUGAAACAGAGAAUUGAAAUUCUGGAGGAAAAUGAAGGCCGGAUAGAAGACCUCACUGUCGCUGUUGAACAGAAAUUGAAGGAGCCAGGAUCUAGCAAAGAUAUUGAAGAAAUGCGGUCACAAUUGACAACAGCAGAGUUGAAGAAUAAACGUCUGAUGGAGGCCUUUAAAAAGACGAGUCAGGAAAUACGAGAAGUAUGUUAUCAGCUGACUGGAUACAAGAUAGAUAUCCCGACUUCCAACCAGUACAGGCUGACCAGCAUGUAUGCAGAGUCCUCUAACGACUUUCUGCUAUUUAAGCAAAACUCGAAUGGCGAUAUAGAGAUGUUGGGUACAAGCUUCUCGUCGACAAUGCAGGACCUGAUGGAGAUGUAUCUUAUACGUCAAGAUAGUAUCCCAGCAUUCCUUAGUGGUGUAACACUUGAAUUGUUUUCCCGACAAACGAUGAACUUUGGCUGAUCAGUUUCAUUUGAUAUUCGUAUUAUUGAUUGAUUAACAACAUUAACCAGUGUUGGUACCCCUUGGGCUUUCAGAAUUUAGGAAAAAUAGCUUGUGUUGUUCAAGCAGUCUUAAACAGCAACUUUGAACUUGGUUGCAAAGGAAAAACUGUUACAGAUUAAAGAAACUUCAUGUAGUUAUGUACUAACAUAACAGUCUUGUUUUUUAAUGUACCAAAUUGAAAUGUACAUGUAAUUGAAAUAUAUUCUCAAAACAUG
Messenger RNA from Mercenaria mercenaria, 2662 nucleotides. Its product is annotated as mitotic spindle assembly checkpoint protein MAD1-like. Gene Ontology annotation, cellular component: nuclear envelope; kinetochore; mitotic spindle. The record is from RefSeq and is a predicted model, not a curated record. NCBI's taxonomy places the organism in Eukaryota, Metazoa, Mollusca, Bivalvia, Venerida, Veneridae. Gene Ontology annotation, biological process: attachment of mitotic spindle microtubules to kinetochore; mitotic spindle assembly checkpoint signaling. The coding region runs from base 186 to 2405 and encodes 739 amino acids. The transcript has 17 exons.